Pediculus humanus corporis (human body louse) is the source of this 2664-nucleotide messenger RNA. RefSeq names its product Diacylglycerol kinase zeta, putative. Gene Ontology annotation, biological process: lipid phosphorylation; intracellular signal transduction; diacylglycerol metabolic process. Gene Ontology annotation, molecular function: protein binding; ATP-dependent diacylglycerol kinase activity. The record is from RefSeq and is a predicted model, not a curated record. The coding region runs from base 1 to 2664 and encodes 887 amino acids. The transcript is spliced from 15 exons. NCBI's taxonomy places the organism in Eukaryota, Metazoa, Arthropoda, Insecta, Psocodea, Pediculidae.
AUGAAGAAAAUUGUCAACAUAUCGGCUUAUAUAAAGCCUUUAGAAAUUCGAAAACUAGCACUUGGUAAUGAAUCGACGGAAGAAAGAACAAUUCGUACGACGCCGAAUUGGUCGGAAACGGCGAUUAACGGGGACCAUUUAUGGAGUGCAACUUCUGCAUCUGGAGAUUUUUGUUACGUCGGAGAAAAUGACUGUACGAAACAUGGACCCAGGAUGAAAUGUUCCGCAUGUAAAAUCAUAGCUCAUACGUUUUGCAUCCCGAUAUUAGUAGAUCGUAUGAAAUUUCAUUGUAAACCAACGUUUCGGGAUGUCGGAGUGAGACAAUAUAGAGAACAAACAUCAAUUCAUCAUCAUUGGGUACACAGAAGAUCUCAAAAAGGAAAAUGUAAACAAUGCGGAAAGUCAUUCCAAUCGAAAUUAAGUUUCAGUACUAAAGAAAUUGUCGCUCUCAGUUGCUCAUGGUGUAAGUCUGCAUAUCAUAAUAAAGAAUCAUGUUUCAAUGUACAAAAAAUUGGGGAAGAAUGUUCGUUGGGUAACCAUCAGCAAAUAAUUGUACCUCCGUCGUGGAUAGUUAAAUUACCCCGUAAAGGUAGUUUUAAAUCAAGCCUUAGAAAAUCACCUAAAAAGAAACAAACAAUAAAAAAAAGAUCGAAAGAAAAAAUAGAAAAAGAAUGUCGGACGUUUGUGAUAAAGCCGAUACCAUCGGCUUCCGUUAAACCUGUGAUAGUUUUUAUUAAUCCAAAAUCUGGUGGAAAUCAGGGAGUCAAACUCAUGCAAAAAUUUCAAUGGAUAUUAAAUCCGAGACAAGUUUUCGAUUUAACUCAGGGAGGACCAAGAAUAGGAUUAGAAAUGUUUAAAAAAGUUUUAAACCUUAGAAUUUUGGCCUGCGGCGGUGACGGAACCGUCGGUUGGGUUUUGUCCAUAUUAGAUCAAAUUAAAUUUCAUACGCCGCCAGCGGUGGGUGUACUUCCGCUCGGAACCGGAAACGAUUUAGCAAGAGCAUUAGGUUGGGGAGGAGGUUACACUGACGAACCCAUUGGGAAAAUACUUAGUAACGUUGCCGAAAGCGAAGUUAUUUUAUUAGACAGGUGGGAGCUUAAAGUAGAAAAAAAUAUCGAAGCAGAAUCAUCGGAUGGUGAUGGUAAAGAAAAUCUUCCGUUAAACGUAGUCAAUAAUUAUUUUUCACUUGGUGUCGAUGCUCACAUUGCAUUGGAAUUUCACGAAGCCAGAGAAGCCCAUCCGGAAAGAUUUAAUUCACGUUUAAGAAAUAAAAUGUUUUACGGUCAGAUGGGUGGAAAAGAUUUGCUCAAAAGAAAAUGGAAAGACUUAUCCGAAUUUGUUAAGUUAGAAUGUGACGGAAAAGAUAUAACGCCGAAGUUAAAAGAACAUAAAGUACACGCAAUCGUAUUUUUAAACAUUCCUUCGUAUGGAGGUGGAACACGUCCAUGGAAUCGUGCCGGUGGUUCUGUUGAUCCUUCAACCGAUGAUGGACUCAUCGAAGUUAUUGGCCUUACAACUUAUCAACUACCUUUGCUACAAGCUGGAGGACAUGGUACCAACAUAACACAAUGUAAAGAAGCUAAAAUAAUAACGACCAAAACCAUUCCGAUGCAAGUUGAUGGUGAAGCUUGUCGCUUAUCACCUUCCGUUAUUUAUUUAUCAUUGCUCAAUAAAGCUCCCAUGUUGGUUAAGAGAAAAAGCAGGCAAAAUCCUUUCCCACCGGCCACGUUGGAAAAGCUUAAAGUAUCCGUUCAGAAAAUCGGAAUGUCUGAUUACGAACAACAUCACUACGAUAAAGAUCUUCUUGCUCAAGCAGCUUCUGAAAUUGGAGCUUUGGAAGUAUCACCGGGUACCGAUCUAGAAAUCGUUAGAAAUUUAAUUAAUCAAAUGGUUGAAGAAACGAGUACGGCUAAAAUAUCACCCGAUUGGUGUUUCAUUGAUUCUUGCACGGCGGAAAGAUUUUUCAGAGUUGAUCGUGCUCAAGAGCAUCUUCAUUAUGUUGCUGACAUAGCAAGCGAUAUUUUGUUCAUUUUGGAUCCGGAAAAAAACACGAGUGCAUCUGAUGAAGAUUUACAAACGUCAAAUACAGCAUCACCCGGAAGCAUAACGGGAGCAGAUUUAAGCGAUGAAGAAUGGAAUUCAAAACCGACACGUGGUGGUAGCGGUGGUGGAUGUUACGACGUGCAAAAAACAAAAACACGAGUCCCGUUCAUAUCAACGUUUAUGGAUGGAAAAAAAUGUUUUGGUGAAAAAACAAAAGAUGAAAUUAUAUGCAGGAGUAAAUCCGCCGAAGGGAUAUCAUCACGUAGUAAAUAUGACGAAAUGAAAAAUAGACUUGUACUCAAAUCGAAAAUAACUAAAUCACCUUCGGCCGGAAACGCAAUUAGCGGAAAAAAAAAUUUAAUGAUAAUUAAUUAUAAAAAAAAAAAUUUUCUUUUUUUAAUUAACAGAGGGAGAACCGCAUUACACGUUGCGGCAGCUCAUAAAAAUAGAAGCAUUUGUUGCAUGUUGGUUUCCGGUGGAGCUUUUGUUACACAAAAAGAUAACGAUGGUAAAACACCCCGUCAAUUAGCAUUAGAAAUAAACGAUACGGAAUUGGCUUCUUAUUUAGAACGUCAGGAAAAGUUUCAAUUAGUUUUUGACGAAACGGAAACGGCUGUUUGA